AUGGGCCCAAUGGGUUCAGGCUUUCUCGAGGCCAUGCCAGGACCGCAACAGGUCCUCCAGAUUUUGACGAGCUCUCUGAGCCUUUCAUCUCUGUCGAACCCAGAAACCACUUCUUCAGAAAGCUCAUUUCAACAAUGUGGCGAACUUGAGCUGAGCUGUCAGACUAGCUAUCAUGGCCAAGAUACGUGCUGUUUCAACUAUCCCGGUGGACAGAUGCUGCAAACCCAGUUCUGGGACUCUGAUCCGGCAAUCGGUCCUGAGGAUUCGUGGACCAUUCACGGGCUUUGGCCCGAUCAUUGUAACGGAGGCUUCGACCAGUUCUGUGACUCACAUAGAAGGUAUAGCAAUAUAUCCUUAAUUCUUGUUGACGCAGGUCGAAGAGACUUGUUGGACGAAAUGAGUACCUAUUGGAAAGACUAUAAAGGCGACGAUCCGAAUCUUUGGGAGCAUGAAUGGAACAAGCACGGCACUUGUGUCAGCACGCUAGAGACACAUUGUUACUCUGACUACUACCCACAACAAGAGGUCGUCGACUACUUUGACAGAACCGUAGAGUUGUUCCACGAUCUACCUACCCACCAGACACUUGCCGAUGCGAACAUUGUCCCCUCAUACACUCAAACGUACACUCGUCAUGAAAUUGAGGAUACACUAUCCAAGGCCCACGGUGCAACAGUCACAAUCCGCUGCCGGUCCCACAGUCUCCAAGAAGUCUGGUACUUUUUCAACGUCAAGGGCCCUUUACAAACAGGGAAUUUCGUCCCAUCAGACCCAGACGGCCAAACAUCCAACUGUCCAACUAAUGGUAUAUUUUACCAACCAAAGACCCCGAACAACAACCCCGGCGAACCCACUACCACUCGACAUCCUCCUAAACCGACAGGCGCUCCGUUCGUCGGAAGAGGGAGCUUGGUUGUCUCUACAAUGGGCCAGCAGCGAGGUUGCAUAAUCGGUCGCGGAACCUGGUAUUCAUCAGGCACCUGUGCAACAUUCAGAGCGGAGAAAGCCUCUGGUGAUACAUUCACCCUCUCAUCCCGAAAAGGUCUCUGCGCCUUUAAGAACGACAUCUUCACUUGCGAUUCCAAAAUUGCGAACCCUGUGGAGUUCAAUGCCCAAGACGGCAAGCUUUCUUACAACGGGAACACAACUUUCUUCGCGGACAAGGCUCCAAAGGGCAAAGUGCAAAGCGACAUUUUCGUUUCGGAGGGGGAGCAUCCGAUCGAGUUGUCCAUAUCAUGGAGGUGA
Aspergillus puulaauensis is the source of this 1245-nucleotide messenger RNA. RefSeq names its product T2 family ribonuclease. Gene Ontology annotation, biological process: RNA catabolic process. Gene Ontology annotation, cellular component: extracellular region. Bases 1 to 1245 code for a protein of 414 amino acids. The transcript is spliced from 6 exons. The record is from RefSeq and is a predicted model, not a curated record. NCBI's taxonomy places the organism in Eukaryota, Fungi, Ascomycota, Eurotiomycetes, Eurotiales, Aspergillaceae. Gene Ontology annotation, molecular function: RNA binding; ribonuclease T2 activity.